GGGCUGAGGGCCACGGGGCGGUGCCUGGUGUGAGGAAUGGGGCUGCCUGCCGCAUAGGGGCCAUGCCGCCUGGGUUCCGGGCCUGCCCCGUUCCGCGCCCCGGCCGCCGCGCCCCGCAUCCGCACUGGCAUGGUGAACCUGGCGGCCAUGGUGUGGUGCCGGCUCCUGCGGAAGCGGUGGUUGCUUGCCCUGGUCUUCGGGCUCUCGCUCGUCUACUUCCUCACCAGCACCUUCAAGCAGGAGGAGAGGGCAGAUACGUUUGUGAAAGGAAGGACUUGCUGGGGAAUGGCUGCUGUAAUGUCAAUGUCCCGUGCACCAAGCAGUACUGCUGUGAUGGCUGCUUGACCAAUGGCUGCUGCAGCGCUUACGAGCACUGCGUUUCCUGCUGUCUGCAGCCCAACAAGCAACUUCUCCUGGAGCGCUUCCUCAACCGGGCAGCUGUGGCCUUCCAGAACCUCUUCAUGGCAGUGGAGGAUCACUUUGAAUUGUGUUUGGCUAAAUGCAGGACCUCAUCCCAGAGUGUGCAGCACAAGAACACCUAUAGGGAUCCCAUAGCAAAGUAUUGCUAUGGAGAGAGCCCUCCCGAGCUCUUCCCAGCGUGAUGGGCACAGUGAUGGGCACAGAAGACUUUCCAAGCGCAUGCGGCUAAAGCACUUAGUCUGAAGCUAGGCUCAGCGGUCACUAGUCCCUUGGAAGAAGAGAGUUGUCGUGCGGAAACCUUGGCUUUGACCACUUCUUGGGUUGUACUCUUUGGGCUGCACUCCCCACCAGGCUUCACCAGAUGGGACUGAUAUAUAAAGCAGCUUGGAAACACCAGCGGGUCACAUUUGAAAAAGACCAAACUGCAGGCGACCUUGUGGAGGGAUUGGUGCUGUGGGCACCUCCACCAUUGCAGCUGCUUGGGGUCCCAGGGUCACUCACAGGGUUCAUCGGGGCCCUUCACUGUACAGUUAUUUAUUGGAUUUCUUUGUAGUAUUGGGAAAAUUAUAAUGUUUUAUAUUGAAGAAUGCCUUGCCUUGAUAGUUGAAUAUAUUCAAGGAAACUGU
This is a messenger RNA of Myotis daubentonii (Daubenton's bat), 1046 nucleotides long. RefSeq names its product SREBP regulating gene protein-like. The coding region runs from base 63 to 602 and encodes 179 amino acids. Lineage: Eukaryota; Metazoa; Chordata; Mammalia; Chiroptera; Vespertilionidae. The record is from RefSeq and is a predicted model, not a curated record. The transcript is spliced from 2 exons.